GAGUCUCACAGGGCGCUCCUUAGUGAGGAGCGAAUCUGCAUAUCGCCACUGUUGGCUGAAGGCAACAGGCGUGUUUUCAGGUACAGGGAACCAAUCUGUGGUCGGAUCCCAUCGAAACAAUAACGGGCGAGUGCAACCGACAGUGCGGCUUCGAAUCACAGCGCUCCAUUCUGCUCUCUUUGUCUGUUCGGAUGGUUUCAUCAGCAUCAUUGACCAACACUAUCCAGACGGAGUAUGUGAGAUCUCACAAACGAUGAAGCGCGCUGAGCCCAACUCGCCGUUGGCUGCGUCGGCGCUAGAUUUCCCUCCCUAUCCGCCACUGCCUCUCGUCCAAUCUUCCCAUUUUUCAGCAGCUCGGUAUAUCACGAAAUGCGGAGCUAAUUCUAGCCUUGAGUCCAUGCUCGCCGGGCCGGCGAGUGGGGGAGGAUGCCAGCUACCAAGAGGUAUG
Penicilliopsis zonata CBS 506.65 is the source of this 448-nucleotide messenger RNA. RefSeq lists its product as hypothetical. The annotation marks the transcript as partial. The transcript is spliced from 2 exons. Lineage: Eukaryota; Fungi; Ascomycota; Eurotiomycetes; Eurotiales; Aspergillaceae. The record is from RefSeq and is a predicted model, not a curated record.